Messenger RNA from Helicoverpa zea (corn earworm), 1822 nucleotides. Its product is annotated as fez family zinc finger protein erm-like. NCBI's taxonomy places the organism in Eukaryota, Metazoa, Arthropoda, Insecta, Lepidoptera, Noctuidae. The record is from RefSeq and is a predicted model, not a curated record. Gene Ontology annotation, molecular function: RNA polymerase II cis-regulatory region sequence-specific DNA binding; DNA-binding transcription factor activity, RNA polymerase II-specific. Gene Ontology annotation, biological process: regulation of transcription by RNA polymerase II. Bases 10 to 1131 code for a protein of 373 amino acids. The transcript has a single exon.
GAUACCAAGAUGCAGCCGUUCCAGUCUACAGCCCGGCCCGAGGGACCCCGGGAGUCCUCCCCCGAGCGCGCCAAGUCCCCCGACACUCCCGCGGCUCCCGUGCUCAACUUCUCCAUCGCUCGGCUCAUGGAACCUGACAGGAAGAAGUCAGUGUCUCCCGAACCACCGCCGCCGCCUGGCUUCUUAUCGUACGGGGCUCAGCUAUUAGACUCGGCAUUCAAGCAAUACAUACCAGCGGCGAGGAGACAGCUGGUAUCGCACUAUCCUCUCUUAUACUACGGUCCUGACCUCGUGUCGUUAACAUACGCACAUCAGCUUCACCUACCUCGCCCCCCACCACCGACGUCUCCCGUCCAGCGCCCACCGAGCCCCCGUCCCCCGGCUGCAGACCACGCCGUGUCAUCCACCACUGGUCCCACACCUUCCCCAGCGAAGAACAAGAGCUUCGCGUGCGGAGACUGCGGGAAGGUGUUCAACGCGCACUACAACCUGACGAGGCACAUGCCGGUGCACACGGGCGCCAGGCCCUUCGUCUGCAAGAUCUGCGGCAAGGGCUUCCGACAGGCGUCCACGCUGUGCCGGCACAAGAUCAUACACACGUCCGAGAAGCCACAUAAAUGCCUCACGUGUGGUAAAGCCUUCAACCGGUCCUCAACUCUCAACACGCACGCUAGGAUCCACGCGGGGUACAAGCCGUUUGUCUGCGAGUUCUGCGGCAAGGGAUUCCAUCAAAAGGGCAACUACAAGAACCACCGACUGACGCACAGCGGAGAGAAGGCGUACAAGUGCAGCAUUUGCAACAAAGCCUUCCACCAGAUAUACAACCUGACGUUCCACAUGCACACGCACAACGAGAGGAAGCCCUUCACCUGCAGCAUAUGCGCUAAAGGCUUCUGCAGAAACUUUGACUUGAAGAAGCAUACGAGGAAGCUGCACCUCGGAGCUGGCAGCUCCAACAACGGUGACUCUUCACUGGACACGCAGGAUGAGUCCACUCAAGAGGCCUCCACCAGUCCCGUGGAGGACGCCAGCAGGGUUGCCUUCAGGCCGUUCCUCGGCUCAUCCUAUCCUCGUAUCCUGGACCCCUCGCGGAUGACCGCCCCCAACACGUUCUUCUCGAAGCUGUUGUGACCCGGGGCUGGGUACUUCAAUGGCUACGGAGAUAAUAAAGAGUGAAUUGAAGAAGGAUUUGAUGGAACACAGGAACUCUUGUUGUGAUGAUAUUAUUUUUAAAACAUGCAGUUAGUCCAGAGUAUUUCUCAGAAAAGUUUUCUGGCAAUUGUGGUGGUCAAACGUAACGGUUAGUUAACAAGAAACUAUUUAAGGGAAACUUGUGUUUCUUAUUUAUAAACCGCCAUGAUUGAAUUUACUUUUGAAGUUUAGUGAAAAUUGCGAUCAUAUUUAGGUAAGUUUAAGAAAUACGGAAUUUAUGUGAGAUAAUAUCAGAGAAUUGAGAUUAUGAAAAUGUGAGAUAAUUCGUUGUAAAUAAUCAACAGUAUUAAAUAUUGUAAAUAGUUAAGAUAAGGUGCAUUUUUAGUCGGUUGUCGUGUCGUUCAUGUAGGACAAUAUUUAAAUGAAUUCAUUAAUGUUUAAUGUAUGGAAAAUCUAAGCAUUGUACAGAUCUUGAAGUAUAGAGGUAAUAUAGUGUAAAAAUUAUAUAAAAUUACUAUGUACUUACGUAACUAUAUCUGAGUCUAAAAUCUUCGGUUAGUCAUUGAAUCGGUACCACUCCAUAGGAAAUGAAUAAAACCAUCUACAUAUAUGUAUGUAUAAAUGGAGUGACCACUAGCCUGUACAUACUUAGGUAUAUCAUAUAAUUAGC